AAAAUUAGAAAUUCUGCGAAGAAGCAGAGGAGAGGGCGCGGAGCCGGCGGGCGCGUACUGUGUUGCUGUGCUUCAGCAACACCUUAAAGACGGCGUUCAACUCCUUCUCCUUCUCCUUCUCCGCGAACCCUUCUUACUAUCAAUGGCCGAAGAGAAGCAGAAAGGGGGGAAACCCACCAUUCCGCCCUACAUGAAGGCCAUUUCCGGAUCUCUAGGGGGAAUCAUGGAGGCCAGCUGCUUGCAGCCCAUUGAUGUCAUCAAGACUCGCCUUCAGCUCGACCGCUCCGGCACCUACAAGGGGAUCGCCCACUGCGGCUCCACCAUCGUCAAAAACGAAGGCGUCCGCGCUCUCUGGAAGGGCUUGACCCCCUUCGCCACUCAUCUCACUCUCAAAUACGCGCUUCGGAUGGGAUCCAACGCCGUCCUGCAGUCUGCCUUCAAGGACUCCCAGACCGGGAAUCUCAGUCCCUACGGGAGGCUUCUAUCCGGCUUCGGAGCUGGCGUCCUCGAAGCUCUCGUCAUCGUCACUCCUUUCGAGGUGGUGAAAAUCCGACUACAACAGCAGAGAGGUUUAAGCCCUGAGCUCCUGAAGUACAAGGGGCCUAUACACUGUGCCCGAAUGAUUGUUCGUGAAGACGGGAUUCGUGGUCUGUGGGCUGGGGCUGCCCCAACAGUUAUGCGAAAUGGGACCAACCAGGCAGCCAUGUUCACAGCCAAGAAUGCAUUUGAUACGGUAUUGUGGAAGAAACAUGAAGGUGAUGGGAGAGUCCUUCAGCCAUGGCAGUCUAUGAUUUCGGGUUUCCUUGCAGGGACAGCUGGCCCUAUAUGCACUGGACCUUUUGACGUUGUGAAAACGAGGCUGAUGGCUCAAAGCCGAUCAGCGGGUGAUAUGAAGUACAGAGGAAUGUUUCAUGCCAUCUCAACUAUAUACACCGAAGAAGGUAUACGUGCUUUGUGGAAGGGGUUGCUUCCCCGGCUUAUGAGGAUCCCGCCUGGACAGGCCAUCAUGUGGGCUGUUGCUGACCAAGUGAUUGGCUUGUAUGAGAGAAGACAUAUACAAAAUGCAGCGCUAUAGGUAGCUUGACAAUUACUCCAUUCUUUGCCAAGAGCUUGCUAGCUGUUUUGGCCACUUUAGAUUCCUUUAAAUUAUUGGUAAUCUCGAGUGAGGGACAGUUCUCUUGUCCCUGGCAAAUGGUAUGUGACUAGGCUGCACUGAGACUUCCUAAGUUUUGCUUGGAGCACCUGUUUCUUAGAGGCUCAAUAGAAGACUAUAGGAUUGCUGUAUUGUUUGUUUGUUUGUUUGUUUUUUUUUUUUUAAAUCAACAAUAAGAAAUUUCGUUCGAAACAA
Molecule: messenger RNA, 1348 nt
Organism: Ipomoea triloba (trilobed morning glory)
Lineage: Eukaryota; Viridiplantae; Streptophyta; Magnoliopsida; Solanales; Convolvulaceae
Product: mitochondrial succinate-fumarate transporter 1
Exons: 2
Coding region: 143-1075 (310 amino acids)
Biological process (GO): succinate transport; transmembrane transport; fumarate transport
Source: RefSeq, a predicted model, not a curated record